AGAGGCAGCGCGGCCCAGCCGGAGUGAUGGUGCAGGGGGCCGGCGCCACGCUGCCCCAUUGAGGGGCGCGUGCUCUGGUCCGGGGUCCGCAGCGCCGCCGCCGCCGCCGCCGCCGCUGCCGCGUCGCUCCCGGGGGCGGGCUGGCUGGCGGACGGGCGGGAAGAUGCUGAGCAGGUUGAUGAGCGGCAGCAGCAGGAACCUGGAGCGCGAGUACAGCUGCACCGUGCGGCUCCUGGACGACAGCGAGUACACCUGCACCAUCCAGAGAGAUGCCAAAGGCCAGUACCUGUUUGAUCUUCUUUGCCACCACUUGAACUUACUUGAAAAAGACUAUUUUGGAAUCCGUUUUGUGGACCCGGAUAAGCAGAGGCAUUGGUUGGAGUUUACAAAGUCUGUGGUGAAACAGCUGAGAUCCCAGCCUCCAUUCACCAUGUGUUUCCGAGUGAAGUUUUACCCUGCAGAUCCAGCUGCCCUGAGAGAGGAAAUAACUAGGUAUUUAGUCUUCCUACAGAUCAAAAGGGAUCUCUACCAUGGCCGCCUCCUCUGUAAGACAUCGGAUGCUGCUUUGCUAGCAGCCUACAUACUUCAAGCCGAGAUUGGGGAUUAUGACCCCGGAAAGCAUCCAGAGGGCUACAGCUCCAAGUUCCAAUUUUUCCCUAAACAUUCAGAGAAGCUGGAAAGGAAAAUUGCCGAGAUCCACAAAACUGAACUCAGUGGUCAGACACCAGCAACGUCAGAGUUAAAUUUUUUGAGAAAAGCCCAGACUUUGGAAACCUAUGGAGUUGAUCCUCACCCGUGCAAGGAUGUGUCAGGGAAUGCUGCAUUUCUGGCCUUCACUCCCUUUGGGUUUGUGGUUCUGCAAGGCAACAAGAGGGUUCACUUCAUAAAAUGGAAUGAGGUGACCAAGCUGAAAUUUGAAGGAAAAACUUUCUAUUUAUAUGUAAGUCAGAAAGAGGAAAAGAAAAUUGUUCUUACAUAUUUUGCUCCUACACCAGAAGCCUGCAAGCAUCUCUGGAAAUGUGGAAUAGAAAACCAAGCCUUCUACAAAUUGGAGAAGUCAAGCCAGGUCCGCACCGUCUCCAGCAGCAAUUUAUUCUUCAAAGGGAGCCGGUUCCGAUACAGUGGCCGAGUGGCAAAGGAAGUGAUGGAAUCUAGCGCCAAGAUUAAAAGGGAACCACCAGAAAUACACAGGGCCGGAAUGGUUCCCAGCCGGAGCUGCCCUUCCAUCACACACGGACCGAGGUUGAGCAGCGUCCCCAGGACCCGCCGAAGAGCUGUUCACAUCUCCAUCAUGGAAGGUCUGGAAUCCCUUCGGGACAGCGCUCACUCAACCCCAGUUCGAUCAACCUCCCACAGUGAUACCUUCCUGCCUCACGUGCGGAGCGGCCGGGCAGACAGUAGCGAGCGGGUGGCAGUGAUAGCAGAUGAGGCCUACAGCCCAGCAGACAGCGUGCUGCCCACUCCCGUGGCAGAGCACAGCCUGGAGCUGAUGCUGCUCUCAAGGCAGAUCAAUGGGGCCCCUUGCAGCAUCGAAGAGGAGAAGGAAUCGGAAGCCAGCACCCCAACCACAGCAGAAGUGGAGGCACUGGGGGGCGAGCUGAAGGCCCUGUGUCCAGGCCACAACGGGCCAGAGGCAGAACAGGUGAAUAAGUUUGUUUUAAGUGUCCUCCGUUUGCUCCUUGUGACUGUGGGACUCCUCUUUGUUUUGCUUCUCCUCCUCAUCAUCCUUACCGAGUCUGACCUUGACAUUGCCUUUUUCCGUGAUAUCCGCCAGACCCCUGAAUUUGAACAGUUCCAUUAUCAAUACUUUUAUCCCCUCAGGCGAUGGUUUGCCUGCAAAAUCCGCUCAGUCAUGAGCCUGCUUAUUGACACCUGAGAAGGUAUGACUCCUCCCAUUAACUAGCCAGGUGGACCGAGGAGAUACCUGCUACUCGUUCCCAGCAAUGGGACCCAUCGCGGAACCAUCGGCACAUAUAAGUCCUCCUCUCAUGACUCCAAGUACACUGCAGCCUAGGAGGGUUGUUUCCCGGGAGAAGAAAGGGAUAGGCUUGAGUCCUGCCUAAAUAAACUGGGGAAACUCAUUUUCUUCUGAAGUUCUUUCAAGAAAGACUCUGCGGUUCUGUUUUUCUUCUUUCCAAUUUGCAGGAUAAUUUCUGGGUUUGAAUUUUGAUUUUCAUAGAUGUUUAUUAUUUUGAAAGUAUCAAAUAAAAAGAAUUUAUUUUAUUAUAACUAAUGAUUAUUCCAUUAGUGUCACCUGGCAGAUGGGACACUAGUUAAGGACUAGCACUGUUGUAUCCUGCAGGAGCCUUUGUAAUGGUGCUAUGGAGUGCUAGUGGACUGGCCACAGCAGCCUCAGAGGAAUGUGUUUGGGGUAAAGCAGUUUCUGAAAAGGGGAUUUGCUCAGGCUCCCUUCCCAGCCACAACUUUUUCACUAACAGACAUCUGCUUUGAAUAGAUUGGAAAGCUGGUUCACAUAACCAACCCCUUUAUCAAUUGGUCUGAGUUGGAUUUAUUUUUUUUCCUUUUCUUUUUUUUUUUUCAAAUCUGAGCAGAGUGUGGGCAUCUGAAGGGCCACCGAAACAGCCAGCAGCAGCAGCAGCAGGGGUAGGGUAAGUCUGUUCCCUUAGACUAGAGCCUGGUGCACACCAGUGUGUAUCUGUUACGUGAAUUCAGUCAUCUGCGGAUUUUUUUCCCCAAGCUUCAACCCUUUUUUUAUUGGUCCAGAGGUAUUAAAGUACUAAGGCAAAUGAAGUUACUAGCCAUGGAUUGCCCAUUCAGGAAUUUCAGGCAAAAGCACAGGUAGCAGCAAUCAUAGCUUAGUUACCUGACAGACCUUUGAUUCAGUGGUACAUAUUUUGUACCCACCCGAAAAGGACACUUUCACAAUGUAUAAUUUAAGAACCAAAUGCCUUUUUGUUAAUCAUCUUUUUUUUUUUUACUUUGUGGAGUGAGCAAAUAGAAUCUGAUUACAAAAUGGUUCAAGGAAGAAAUUGAUCCUGAGGAUGAAAAGCUUCCAGAAAAACAGAAUUCCAACAUCAGUAUCCAUGGAGGAGGCCAGAAGAAAUCAGCCAAGGGGGAUUUCUAAGUCUAGAAGGUAAAAGAACUGGACUAAAAGUGUGGAGUCAAUACUGGAAUUCAACCUUUUAGGGCCAUCCUCUUCAUCAGGAAAAUGAAGGCCCAAUAUCCUCACCAAGGGAAGCCUCAACAAUACCUGCCUAAGAACACGCAGGGAAAGCAUAUGCUCAGAAAGGCACAAGAUCUUGCUUUCAUCUCAGGGAGAGAUUUCUAAGUUAUACGGGGCCUAACAAACCUUAUUAAGGAAGACUCUUGAUGGCUGUGUUCCUGAGACAAAUUUCAGAUGGCUGCUGCUUUUACCCCUAGAGGGGGAGCAGAAUGAGCAGUUUUCAACUUAGAUCUUCCCUCAUUAGCUGCACACUCAAACCAGCGAACAAACAGCAAAUGAAAUGAUGAAAGUGGAUCCAUGAUUUUUAAUAGAAAUCAAGGCUGUUGCACAAGCUUUUUUUUUUUAUACCAUUUUAUUGUUUUUAUGAAAGAUGUCUUUUUUCAUCUGUAACAUUAAAAACCUUCUCCUGCCAUUGUGGGCAGACCCAAUUAUAUGCUAGGAGGAGGAGAUAUUAAGAUACCUGUGACCAUUUCCCUUUGGAAACCUCAUGCUAUGUGAGGACCAUACCCCAUGCUAGACUAAAGAUGCCUGAACCUGAAAGAACAGGACGAUCUGGUAGAAUGGAUUGUCCUACAGCCUCCCUGCCAGCAACACCCUUUUCAGCAGUGUCCUCUGGACAGGGUGGCAAACAGACCAAGAAUGAUGGGAGAAAAGAGAGGUCACUGAAUACAAGUUUGGUUUCACAUAAGAGUUGCUGCCAUUUAUAAGAAAGCUUUUAGCAUAGGACUACAAAUGAAAGUAGACAAUGUGAGAAAAGGCUGCCAGGAGCUAGGGGGCUGGUUUUAACAUGGAUAUCUACUGUCUUAUGCAACAUAGCCGAUUAACUUUUAGUGUAGUGUUCCUACCUCAGCCUGUAGUAACAUGUGUUUCUAUGCAGCAAGUGAUAGUCUCAAACCAGACCGUUUUCAUUACAUAUUAAAGAUGCAGUAUUUCAUUUUCUAAUGUGUUACUUGUGUCUAGAGUCCUAAUGGUACAAUAGUGCUACACUACUUCCAAUUGUGAGAGUUUGUCCAUUGAACUGUUUUUUUUUUAAAAAGAGUUUAACCCAAAAACUACGGACAGAAUUUUUUCCUUAGAUUUACUUUUGAA
This is a messenger RNA of Phascolarctos cinereus (koala), 4273 nucleotides long. It is a transcript of the gene FRMD5, whose product is annotated as FERM domain containing 5. The record is from RefSeq and is a predicted model, not a curated record. Gene Ontology annotation, cellular component: cytoskeleton. Gene Ontology annotation, biological process: actomyosin structure organization. Lineage: Eukaryota; Metazoa; Chordata; Mammalia; Diprotodontia; Phascolarctidae. Gene Ontology annotation, molecular function: cytoskeletal protein binding.